UUAAAUAAAUAAAGCAGUAGAUAAUAUGAGCAGCUUUACGUUCAAAUAGAGAGUAAAGUGGUGGUUUGGAUCAUGUUGAGUGGAUAAUGUUCAUCUUCCUGUGACACACUCAAUGUUACGAAAUUGUCACAUGUACUUAAUCAUCUACUCGAGUAUUUGCGCGGCACAUAUUUAUUCAAGAUUUUUUAAUUCUCAUUUAAUUCUCAUCGAGGCUUUUAUUUUCUAAUACACACUUGUGCUCUAAAUUAAAAUCAAUAAUUACUUAGUUAUUGGUUAUUAAAAUUUGUUGUAUUAGCCCGGGGUACCAGCAAAUGCAAGCGCGCGGCAAAAUGUAGCUACCCAGCGUUAAAUAUGAAAUUCAUAUUAAAAAAAUACGUGUCUUUUUGAUUUUUGUACUCAGCAACAUAUUUCAUGGAGAAUCAACUUGGCAUUGAACGCCCGUGAACGACACUUGUGCCUUUUCAUGCUGACGCUCGACGCUCGAUUUCGGCGUCAAAACUGAUCACGUGAUGAUCACGUAAUAGUGAGCGUUAAAGCUCAACUGUGUUCAGCUUUGACGCUUGACGCUUAUUUUUGACUGUGAAUUUGAAUCGUGGUAUUUUGUCCCUAUGGGGACGGAAAUCCAGUGGGCAAAAAGAAGAAGACUGUGAAUAAAGUGUGAAUAAAAUGGAUUUCCAAGAGGUAAAAAUUUAUUAAAAUAACAUUGAUAUUAAUGUAACCUCUAAAUAUGCUGUAUAGUGAAACAAUAAAUAAUUGAUGAUACAUGAUAUUUUUCCACUUAUUUAGCAAAUUCACAUUGUACACACCUGCGGAAUAUGUGAGGAAAUUUGCGAUGAGGUAGAAGGCCAUCAAUGCAUCAAAGACUAUACAAUCACAUUUACAUUGACGAAAAUUAUUAUUUUUAUCCCCUGUUAGGUAUGUAUAAGGUAUAAUUAUUUUUGGUGUAAAGUUAAUUAUAUGUAAAGUUAAAUAAACGAAAAAAGAUUAAUUAAAUAAAUGAAAAAAAUCAUUUUAUAGAUGACGGAAAAACGAUUGUUCGUCGGAGUAUGAUGCCAGAUAAUACAGAAAUAAUUGCAUUGGAUAAUCAGGAAAAUGUAAAUUAGAAUAUACGUAAGAUAAAACUCAACUUGUAAUAUUAUAAUUUAACUAAAACUGUUUAAGAAUGACACAUUCUUGUAAGUAAUCAUUUAAUACCAGUUAAGCCAAGCUCAUCAGCCAAAGAAAAAAAUAUUUAUUCAAUAUCUGCCACAAAAAAAGCAAGAAGUAAGAAAUUGACCGACCUAGAAGUGGAGAUCCACAUUCUAGAAGUCCAAAAGAGACCUCUUUUAUGGAAUAUAACAAUACGCAUAGAUCAAAAACAUCGAGAAACUGUGAGGCGUCUCUGGGAAGAAGUCUCCUUCAAAUUAAAUGGUGAGGAAUAAUAAAUUCUUUUAACAUUUUCUUUUAUAAGUGAUUUGAGUAGCUGAUUCGAUUUUGAUGAAAUUUUCCCAAAUAGAAUUUAUGCUACAUAUUAUAACAUUAACAAUUUUUUGUUUCAUCUUCAUAGGCAAAUUAAAUGCAGCAGAGGCAAAAAAAAUUUAAAAGCUUGCGAGACACAUAUCGCAAAAUUAUUCAGACAGAGCACCAUGCCAGCGGUUCCGCAAGGAUUGAUCCGAAAGAAAAAUGGAAAUAUUACGACAUGAUGGAAUUUCUACGCGAUUAUUGCUUGAUACGACCAACUCAAACAAAUGUCAGACAAGAUUCCAUUUGCGAGGAGAAUUGUCAAGAAGAUAUUAAUGAAGACGCAGAAACACCAAACGAUAUUGACAGAGAUGAAGACUGCAGUAUGACGUCAGCUUCAACAGACACACGAACGAAAUCGCGCAAAAAUACAGCUAAAGAAAAUGCCAAUGAAGCUAUAAAUGCAAUUAACAGAAUUGCAGAUGCUAUGUGCAGAGAAGAAGCAAAUAUCGUUUUACCUGCUCCCCCGCAACCGGAGGUAGAUUCAAUAUUGCAUGCGGCAGAGCUGCAAUUGCGUCGAAUGCCAUGCAGGAGACAGAUGCAAACAUUAUUGGAUAUACUACAAAUGACCGAGUAGAAUUUGCAUUUAGUGACUGUGUAGUCAUGACAUAGAAAAGUUGUGUCUAACAUCAUAACUAGCUAGUGUGUCUAGAUAGUGAUGAGCCAGUAAUGUAACGCUCACUUUGGCUAGUAGUUGCAUAAAAAAUAUGACCUAAUGACGAGACAAAAUAAUAUAUACAGUAAUGAGAUAGAUAAUCAGAGCUGGUUACUAGACAGUAAUGUAACGCUCACUUUGAUUAGUAGCUAGACAGCCUGGACUAUAUAGAGACUAGAUAGAAAAUAAUAAAAUGUAAAAACUAUUUUUGUGACA
This is a messenger RNA of Monomorium pharaonis (pharaoh ant), 2371 nucleotides long. RefSeq lists its product as uncharacterized. The coding region runs from base 1556 to 2077 and encodes 173 amino acids. Lineage: Eukaryota; Metazoa; Arthropoda; Insecta; Hymenoptera; Formicidae. The transcript is spliced from 4 exons. The record is from RefSeq and is a predicted model, not a curated record.